AUGGUUGUGCUGCAGCUCUUCGUGCUCCUGCAUUUCAUGGCCUGCAUCUUCUGGUACAUCGGAAAUGGCUGGCCUUCCGUGCAAGAAUUGCGCGGUCGACAAGGCGACACUGAUGUGCCUGGAUGGUUCAUGGUGUACGAAGGCAUGAAUGUCCAGCGGGGCAGCAUAAGCCAGCCAGAAGUUCCCGUUUUGAACCAAUACCUGCUGGCAGUUUACAUCAUGGUGGUCGUGGUGACGAACGACAGCAAUUCUCUUGCCAGCCCAUCAUCUUGGCCCGAGCUGUUUUGGCUGCUAGUGAGUUUCGUGAUCUCCGUCGCAGUUAUGGGCCACAUCGAUGGCACACUGGUUGGCAAGGUAAUCUCGCAGGAUGAGAGUAUCGUCGAGCAGCGUGUCAUGCGAGCCAGGAUUGACACCUUCAUCAAGAACUCGGGGCUUCCUCCAGACCUCGUGGAACAGAUCCGAAUGUCCGCUGGCGCAGACGGAGACAGCGGCGUCAACGUCCUGGCGUCCAGCAACAAAACCCAAAAGGCCGCAGACGUUCGUGUCAUGGAGUCGGUCUUGGCUAACCUUUCCUAUUCCCUUCUCCAAAGAGUGGGACGGCGUGUCUUUCUCAAGUGGCUUCAAGCUUUGCCAAUCUUCAAGGACUGUUCAGAUCCCUUCUUGCUCCACUUGGCGACAUCAUGUCGGCUGCUGACCUCGUCGGCAGGCGCCUUUGUUUGCCGAGCGGGGGAGCCCACCAGUUAUUUCGUGGUCCUGAAGAGCGGCUCGGCACAGUUGCGCGACAUGAACAGUGAUGAGGUGGAUCGCGUGGACGAACGGGGCACGGCCUUGUGCGACAUGUCCUGUCUCUUUGGCCUGCGACACGAGAUCUCCAUCGUCAGUGAGGAAGACAGCGUGUUCAUAAAGUGCCCCCUGGAGCAGCUGAACCAUGCCCUGGCUUUGUAUCCCAAGGACCACGAAGCCAUCCACAACAACGUUCUCAAGCUGACGCCCGACCCGUCUCAUGAACAGGAAGGUAAUGAGGACGUGAUCGACAACCAAGGCAUGGUCGGCAUGUGGGGGGAUGAUGACGAGGACAUGGCCAAGUCACAGGCUUCCCACACCUCUCGACGGCGGCGGAAGCGCAAAGAAGGUGGAGUUGACCUCGUGGCAGAGCUGAACUUGCACGACCUAUCUCUGGAGGGAGUUGCGAAGGUGAGGAAGCUUAUCAAGCAGUUUCAGAAGACACAGGAGCAGGAGCGAAUCGGCGACUUCAUUGCCUAUGCCGCUCAGGGGAAGCUCGAACAGAUGGAAGCUAUGCUGAGAAGCAACAAGGUCAACGUAAGCUGCGUAAAUUGGGACAUGCGCACGGCCCUCCACGUCGCUGUCAGCAAUGGACACGGCACCAUCGUUGAGAAGCUUAUCAUUGAGUACCUGGCGCCCCUGACGGUGCAAGACCGCUUUGGCCAUACACCUCUAGACGAUGCUGUUCGAGAGCGGCACGCGGAGGUUGCAGAGUUCCUCAUUGAGGCAUCGGCUGAAUUCAAAGGCGGCGUGUCGGCUGCGGUCCAGCUGUGCGAAGCAGCGGCGAAUGGCGAAACCGCCCAGCUCGAACUGCUCGUGGAUGUUAUCGGCGUCGACCCGAAUCUCGGAGAUUAUGAUGCGCGCACAGCACUCCAUCUGGCUGCUUCCAAUGGCCACCUGGAGACGAUCACGAAGAUGUUGGAGUUUGGCGGCCUGGACCUGAGCCCCCUGGAUCGUUUUGACCAGACUCCACUGGACGACGCUAUCCGUCACGAGCACGUGGCAGUGCAAAGGCUGCUGAAAGCAGAGGGUGCGCAAAUGGGCAAAGUUGAGUUCGGUGUGGCACUCUGCGAAGCCGCUUCGCAAAAUGACCUUGGGAAGAUCCGACAGAUGAUCGAAGCAGGGGUCAGGGCAGGGAUGGCGGACUAUGACUAUCGAACCGCACUGCACCUGGCAUGUUCCAACGGACAUUUGGAAACGUGCGUCUUCCUCCUCCGUGAGGGCAAGGUGGAUCCGAAUCCCCUGGACCGCUUCCUGAACACGCCCAUGGACGAUGCGGUGCGUCACGAGCAGCAUGAUGUGGUGCAGCUCCUCGUGAAAUACCGGGGACGGCCAUCUCAGGAUGAGGAGUUGCAAGGAGGGGUUCGCAGCGAGUUUAUCAACAUGAUGGAAGAGGAGGGGAACCGGAAGGAUGCUGACAAACUGGAGAAGGAGCUGAAGACGAACGGCUUCGCGGAAGUCUUGGAGAAGUUAGUGAAGCUCCGCUCCGACAUCGAGAACGAAGUGCAUCAGUUCAUUGCCAGCGCCACGAACAUUCGCUAUGACGUCUGCAAGAUUUUGCACAUGGCAAUGAUGUUGGGUGAAGAUUCGGUGCGUGGCAAGAUGGAGAUGGAAGAGUUCAAGAUAGGUUUCCAG
Molecule: messenger RNA, 2418 nt
Organism: Symbiodinium necroappetens
Lineage: Eukaryota; Dinophyceae; Suessiales; Symbiodiniaceae
Source: the annotation of a GenBank genome assembly